AUGGUAAAGCUGAUCACGCUUGAUCCCGGGCAUUUUCAUGCCGGUUUGGUGCAAAAGACGAUGUACGACCAGGUUGAUUCCAAUGUCUAUGUCUAUGCCCCUGCAGGAGACGACCUCCGGCUUCAUCUCGACAGGAUCAAUGCUUACAAUACAAGACCCGAAAACCCGACACGGUGGAAUGAGGUCGUUUAUACCGGUGAUGAUUACUUUGAAAAAAUGCUGGCUGAGAAAAAAGGAAAUACCGUAGUACUUGCCGGCAACAACAGGAAAAAAACAGAUUAUAUCAUGGGGGCGCUCGAUGCUGGUUUAAACGUACUGGCUGACAAGCCCAUGGUCAUUAACAGCACAGGCUUUAACCGGCUUAAAUCAGCUUUUGAAAAAGCUAAAGAAAAAGAUCUCCUGCUAUAUGAUAUCAUGACCGAACGCUUUGAGAUCACUUCAGUACUUCAAAGGGAGCUAUCCCAAUUACCAGGAAUUUUCGGCACGCUCGAAGAAGGAUCGGCAACCGCGCCGUCCGUAGUGAUGGAAAGCGGGCAUUGUCGCGUACUGACGCGCCCGGCAUGGUUCCUUGAUGCCGAUCAGCAGGGACAAGGCAUCGUUGACGUGACUACCCACCUUGUUGAUCUCGUGCAAUGGGAAUGCUUCCCGGAACAGGCAAUUGAUUAUACGAAAGACAUUAAAGAGUACGAACUUCAAAUACUGUUACCGGGAAACUAUAAAAACAGCACAAAGAAAUACCCGGUCGUUUAUUUAAUGGAUUCUCAAUGGGAUUUUCCAUUGGUGAAGUCGUUAUACGGAGAACACUACUUUGACGGCUUCAUACCUGAACUGAUCGUUGUUGGGGUUACAUGGGGUGGAGUGAAUCCAAAUCCGGAUAGCCUGAGGGCGCGUGAUUAUACGCCGACUAAAGAGGCCCGUACGCCCCAGAGUGGCGGGGCUGAUGCAUUCCUUUCAUUUAUGAAGAAAGAACUAUUCCCUUUCGUUGAAACUAAUUACCGUGCAGAUCCGGACAACCGGACGCUGAUGGGUUGUUCGCUUGGAGGUCUAUUUACGUUAUAUACACUUUUCACCCAACCGGAAAUGUUUAACGGAUAUGCGGCAGCAAGCCCGGCUGUUGGCUGGGACAAAGAAGUAUUGUAUAAAUACGAAGCAGCAUUCGCAGCCAAAAAGAUCAAUAAGCCUGUUCGUGUGUAUAUGACGGUCGGCGAUGUAGAACGCAGUCGCCCUGUGUUUGAGAAAUUCGCUGCUAAAAUGAAAAGCAGAUGGCUCAAAUCUGAGGGGCAGGCAAAAGACUCGCUGCCACCGAAUGUGUAUGCAUGGCAAAACCUCAAAGCUGUGACUGACGUAUCACGUACUGGUAGA
Ostertagia ostertagi is the source of this 1362-nucleotide messenger RNA. The record is from the annotation of a GenBank genome assembly. NCBI's taxonomy places the organism in Eukaryota, Metazoa, Nematoda, Chromadorea, Rhabditida, Trichostrongylidae.